Molecule: messenger RNA, 4406 nt
Organism: Pogoniulus pusillus (Red-fronted tinkerbird)
Lineage: Eukaryota; Metazoa; Chordata; Aves; Piciformes; Lybiidae
Gene: TTI1
Product: TELO2 interacting protein 1
Exons: 7
Coding region: 279-3533 (1084 amino acids)
Biological process (GO): chromatin remodeling
Cellular component (GO): cytoplasm
Source: RefSeq, a predicted model, not a curated record
CCCCCCGCGGGAGCAGAUCGGCGCGCGGCAGCCCCGGGCACGGUCCCGGACCCGCCGAGAGGACUCCGUGAGGCCGCCGAGGGCAGCCGGUGAGGCCGGCCCGGACCCGCCGAGGGCAGCCGGUGAGGGCGCCCCGGACCCGCCGAGGGCAGCCGGUGAGGCCGGCCCGGACCCGCCGAGGGCAGCCGGUGAGGCCGGCCCGGACCCGCCGAGGGCAGCCGGUGAGGCCGCCCCGCGCUGUGCAGCCCCUGCCCCGGGCUGCCCGUCCCCGAUCGGGCAUGGCCGUGUUCGACACCCCGCAGGAGGCCUUCGGGGCCCUGCGCCCCGUGUGCGUGCAGCUGACCCGGGCGCAGACGCUGGAGAACGUGGGGCUGCUGCGGGCGCGGCUGGCGGCGGUCAGCGCCCCGGCGCUGCAGGAGCUGCAGGAGUAUGUCCUGUUCCCGCUGCGCUUCGCCCUGCGCCUGCCGGGGCCCCAGCAGGAGCGCCUGGCGCAGAGCCUGGUGCAGUGCAUCUCCGCCGUGCUGGCGGCCACCUGCCUGAAGAAGCCGGAGCUGCUGCGGGAGCUGUUCUCCGAGCUCUGCUCCUGCCUCUCGCCCCCUCCCGGCGCCGGCAGAGCCGCCCCGCAGUCGGAGGAGCUGAAGCUGGCCGUGAUCCAGGCGCUGCACACCCUGCUGCAUGCGGCCCGCGGGGACGUCGUCCUGUCCCUGUACCAACCUUCCACCCUGCCCCUCCUGGGCUUUGCUGUGUCCUUGCUGCUGGGCCUGGCAGAGCAGGAGAAGGCGAAGCAGAUCAAGGUCUCGGCUCUGGGGUGCCUGCAGGUGGUGGUGCUGCAGUGUGGCUGCCAGCAGCACCGGCCCCUGGCCGAGGAGGAGCAGCAGCACUGCGGGGAUUUGUUUGCCUCCUUCCUGCCCGGCAUGUCCCUCGCUUUGGCUCGGGUGAUCACUGGGGACACCAAACAGGGCCACAAACCUGCUGUUUGUGCCAUCAGGCUCCUGUACCUGACCCUUGGCUCGGUGAUGGCCGAUGCCCAGCUCGCCAGGGUGCCACGGAGCAAGGCAGAGCUGCCAGCAGAGCAGUGCAGAGUAGCAGAGCUGAUGGUCCACAGGGGACCCGAGUGGAGUCAGAGCACUGCUGCCAAGCUCUCGCUCCUGCUGCAGAAGGUGGUUGAGUUCUCUUCAGUUCACCCCCACUGGAAGGUGAGGCUGGAGCUGGUGGAACUGGUGCAGCACCUGCUGAGGACCUGCAGCCAGUCGCUGGUGGACUCCUUCGGUCACCUUCUGAAGGCCUUGGUCGGGCUGCUGAGCGACGACGACAGCCAGGUGCAGAGCAGGAGCCAGCAGGUGCUGCGGGGCAUGGCCGAGCCGGGGGGGGUGGCCCGGAGCAGGGCUCUUGCUGACGUCCUGGCCGAGAACCUGCACUCCCUGGCCACGGCCCUGCCUCGCCUGAUGAGCUCGCAGGACGACAGGGGCAAGGUUUCCACGCUCAGCCUCUUGCUGGGCUACCUGAAGCUGCUGGGCCCCAAGGUGGACACCGUCCUCAAGUCCAGGUGCCACCUGCAGCGGCUGGGCAAGGCGCUGGUGCAGGUGCUGGAGCUGGACGUGAGCCCCGUGAAGGUGGUGGAGGAGCGGCAGGGGCUGCGGGCGGGCAGGGCCCGGCAGAAGCAGUUCCGCUUCUUCGCGGAGGAGAAGGUGGCGCAGCUGCUGCAGCAGGUCUGCCGCCUGCUCGGCUACCAUGGCAACCUCUACCUGCUGGUGGACCACUUCAUGGGGCUGUACGGCGAGUCGGGGCUGUACCGCAAGCAGGCAGCCAUGGUGCUGAACGAGCUGGUGACGGGAGCGGCCGGGCUGGGCGUGGAGGUGCUGCAGCGGAGGGAAGCGCCCCCGGACGCGGAGGAGCUGACAGGCUGCGUCGUGUCCAUCCUGGACGAGUACACAGACCAGGCCAACUGGGACCUGCCCACCGGCCUGGACGGGGAGGAAACGGGCCCCGAGGAGCCCGCGCAGCGCUCGGCGCCCGCUGCCCGUCCGGCGGGUGGGCACAGCAGCGCGGUCCUGCCGCAGCCGCCCGCCGCGGCCCGAGCGGCGCACAGCAACGCCUGGCAGCUGUGCGUGCAGCUGGAGGGCAUGGGGUGCUGUGCCACGGCGCUGGGCGCCGCCUUCCGCCCGCUGCUGCGCUCGGCGCUGUGCCCGCUGCUGGAGAAGGCCGGGGACGGGAGCCCGCUGGUCAGCGAGGCGGCGCUGGGCGCGCUGCGGGACGUCUGCCAGGCCUGCGGGUACCCCUCGGCGCGGGCGCUGCUGGCUGACAACGCAGACUACCUGGCAGAUGGCAUCGCCCUGGGGCUGCGCCAGGCGGCACAGCGGCCCCGCGCCGCGCGGGUGCUGGGCACCAUGCUCAGCCUGUCGGACGCCAGCUCCCUGCCGCUGCUGGAGGAUGUGCUGCAGGAGGCGCUGGCCGCCCUGGACCACUCCUACGCCCACCAGGCCUCCACCUUCCUCGGCGUGCUGCACUCGCUGAUGGCAGCUUUAGCCUGCUGGUUUGGCCCCUGCUGCGGUGAGGAGCGUGGCCGUGGCUGGGCUGAGGAGAGCCAGAGCAGAGCUGAGUCCCAGGGGCAGCAGCUGGUGACAGGACAGGAGCUGGAGCAGUUCUUCCUGGACUACAUCAGACAGAAGCAGGUGGCAGAGGGAGAUCUUCCUGACACAGAGGAUGAGGAGGCAGAUGAGGCUCCCCCACUGGCUGCCCCUCAGCUGAGCAGCUCUGCCACCGAGGGAGAGGCUCCUCUGCCAAGCCAUGCCCAGCUGGCCAAAGCUGUGAUGGAGAGGUGCAGCCAUCUGCUGUCCCACCAGAGCCUCCACCUGCGGCUGAAGGUGCUGGAGGUGCUGGAGCUGUGUGUGACCGUGCUGCAUCCCCAUGGCACCCACCUGCUGCCCCUGGCUCACCGGGCAUGGCCUGCGCUCCUGCCCCGCCUGCUGGCCGACGACCCCCGGGCAGUGCUCAGGGCCUUCAAGGUGCUGUGCACCCUGGCAGACAAGUGUGGGGACUUCCUGAGGCAGAGGUUCUCCAAGGAUGUCCUGCCCAAGCUGGUCAGCUCCCUCCUCAGCCAGGCCCCAGCCAGUGCCCGAGCUGGGCCUGUCUACAGCCACACCCUGGCCUUCAAGCUGCAGCUGGCAGUGCUGCAGGGGCUGGGCCCCCUGUGUGAGAAGCUAGACCUGGGCGAGAGUGACCUGAGUAAAGUGGCAGAUGCCUGCCUGCCCUACCUCAGUGCCAGGCAGCCCAGCAGGCUGCAAGAGGCUGCCCACAGUGUCUUCCUUCACCUGAUGCAGAUGGACCCUGACAGCACCUGGCUGCUGCUGACCGAGGUGUGCUGCCCCCAGCGGUUCCAGCCGCCCCAUGCCAGCCUGCGCCCGCUGCGGCUGCCUGGCAUGGGCAGGCCACGGGACGAGUUCACCCACAACGUGCAGCUCCUGCUGGAGAGGCUGGGCCAGCAGGAGGGCAGGGCAGCAGGGCUGGGCACGCAGGAGCCUUCUCCUCCUUGAGACACCUGCAGGUCAGCUGGCAGGGGCAAAAGGAACCCCCCAGGGCGGAGCUGCCCUGGGAAAUGCCCUCGGGCCACUAAUCCUGCCGGGGGCAAGGCAUGAGCUGCCCAGUCAAGGCACCCGGCCCUGGGCAGAAGUCUGGGGGUCUGAGGAUGAGGUGAGAGCAUCACCCCAGCUCCUCCUGGCUGGGCCCUCCCUGCACCUGCUGCUGGAGGGAAGCCAGUCUGGGGGGGCACCAAAGCCCUUUUCAGGACCAGUAAAGAGCAGUGCCAGUGAGUGCCACCUCAGUGCCACCGUCGAGGGCAGUGUCCUCCUGCAGGGCUCUGGCUCUGCAGUUCGCUCAGGCUGCCCUCCAGGCUGCCCAGGCCUCCCCACAGCUCCUCCAGAGGAGGUGCCAGCCCUGCAGUGCAGCACUCAGGGCACUUAUGGCUCGUUCCCAAGGGCAGCUCAGGGGAGCAGCUCCCUCCCCGUGCCCAAGUACAGCCUGGGCAGGCUCACUCACAGUCCAGUCCUGAAGGCAGUGCCAUUGGGUGGUGCCACAGCAGUGCCAUGCUUUGCUUGGGCAGGCUCAGCACCAUGCAGAGAGGGCAGUGGGCCCUGGGCUCUGCCCCUGCCCAAGGGCUCCUCUGCCCCCCAGGGCACAGCAAGGGCUCUCUGCUCCCCUGGGAGAGGCUUUGCUGCUCCAGCCCCAAGGACCAGCCCCAGCUGCUGCUGCCAGACCAUGCUGCCUGCUGGAUGCCACCUUCACCCCGAGCCACUGCUGGCAGCAGGCUGGCACCUGGGGGAGAGCUGUGCAGCUGGAGCAAGAGGCCAGACCCAGGCUGGGAGGCUCAGGAGGACAAAACCAAAGCAAUAAAGUGACUGUUAGGUGGA